AUGCCAAACAUUACUGCAAGUGAAAAGUUUAACUAUACGCAGACCAUUAACAGAAAUACAGUUGGAUUAAAUCUGGAAUAUUUGAAGCAAACAAAGACAAUCAUUUGUAUUCUGAAACCUACAAAUUUUAAAGCUGUAACACUUAUUUUGUUGGCUUUUAUUCCUAAAUGCUAUGCUCCACCAAUAGAACAAGACGAUGUUAAGUUCACCAGUAAACUACCCGUAGUUUCGAUUCUGCGGACUGUCCUACUCGGGUAUAUGACACAUAUUGUAACCAUUCGACCUAGAACAGGCGUUUCAGGCUUCUCUACUAUUUUUCGGCGACUUUUAGCGCUUUUAUACCCUUCCAGUGGAAUUGGCACAGCAAUAGAAUCCAUGUACAAAUCUUUUAAUGGAGACAAAAUACUCGGGAUCUCUCAAUACACAUUCUUGUUGAAAAGCUACGACGAUGAAAAUAGCGAUAAAGCAACAGAGAAGAAAGACGGUGAUUCUCACUAUCCAAACAAUAAAGCUUCAUCAGACUCAUUGCUUUUGAUCAAAGCCUCCGCAUCAGAAUGUGAGAAGGAUGAAGAAGAGAACACCGAGAGCACUGAUGCACAAGAACUUCAUUUGGAGAUUUCCCGGCUAAGAGAUCGAUUGGUCCAAGAUGCAAAAAACAAAAACAUUGAUAUUAAAGAAUACGACAAUGCACCAUAUCUGGCAGCAUUUCUACAUGUAAUUGGUCCUGAGCAAGCAAAGAAAACGAAAGGUUGUAUCCUAAACCGCUCAGUUACUAUUGGAUUCAACAAUGUCAAACCAACUAUAUAUAUGCUGUCCAGCCGUGUGACCAACGAAAUAUCUGUUACUGGCCCAGGUGCAGCUUGUAAAAAUCAAGCAGAAAUAUUGCCAAAGGUGUUCCGCUAUAUGUCGGACAGUAUGAUAGAUCAGCUUGAAACAGCCCAUAAUAUGGAUGAAACAUCAUAUGUCGAAAUACUUGUUACUAUCGGACAGCUAUUCUUUACCACAAUCGAAUGCAUGGACAUAGAUGGGGACAGAUGGGCCAAGGUUAUUAUUAUCAUAUACACUUCAAUGUCGGUUCUUCAGACAGGUUCUCUAAUUGCCCUCCACAAACAAACGAUGGCCUUUAGUAUCAAGAAUGACGGGCGCGAGAACAUGUUUCUUAACAGCAAAGUCCUUACAUUAACUGAAGAAGAGCGUAAACUCCUAGGGGAAUCGACUAAUAAGUUUGAGAGCAAUGAAGAAGUGGUCAUCCUUUCUACAUUUACAGGCAUUGUAGUAUUUUUACUAAUUGGAAUAUGGGCAGAUUACAGUAGCCACAGCAUAACAGAAUGGCUUGUACUGGCUUGGAUUCUUAGCCCUAUUCUUGCUGCUUUGGGUUUUUUUACUUUUAUUUGUAAUAAUUCAGAUAUUAUGCUUUAUUUAAUCCUCGUUAUUGCAUCUAUUAGUUCCAUUGGGUGUCUAAUUGCGGCUACAAUUAUUGGAUAUUUACCUAAAGAAAAUAUUAUAAUCUCCCCUGUGUUGUAA
Messenger RNA from Phycomyces blakesleeanus NRRL 1555(-), 1524 nucleotides. RefSeq lists its product as hypothetical. The record is from RefSeq and is a predicted model, not a curated record. Bases 1 to 1524 code for a protein of 507 amino acids. The transcript has 2 exons. NCBI's taxonomy places the organism in Eukaryota, Fungi, Mucoromycota, Mucoromycetes, Mucorales, Phycomycetaceae.